AUGCUCAAACUGGACCUCGAAAACGUCAUUUUGUUUCUCACACCAUUGAAUGAUGCCGCACGGGGAGCGACCUACUUGCCUGCUAAUAAAAGCCGUGUGGUCAUCGACAGCCAUGAUCCCCAGCACCGAGUAAUUUCUCUUGCCUUUACCUCUCCUCCAAGCAACCCCAGAAAAGGUUUUGUUUUUGGGUCUGGUAAAAAGAGUGAUAUCCGCUUAAAUUCUCAAUCCAUUACCGAUCCUCACUUUAGCAUCGACCUCAGCAGCAAUGGAGUUACAAUCCUUUCGAACAAAUCCUUAAAUGGGACGAGUAUUGGGAAAAGAACACUAAAAAACCGACAGAUCCAAGUUAUUGAGCAGAAUGCGAUUAUCGGUUGCGCAGAACUCAAGUUCCGUGCCACGACGCCAGGCCGAGGAUUGGCCCAACAGCUUUACAACAUGAGGGUAACAAACUAUUGGGCAUAUAAGCUGUUUGGGCGUGAUAUGAGUUAUGCAACCGCGCAUACAACUUCGAUUUCGUCUCGCGAGAAAAUUGGGAAGUACUGGGAAGUUGGAAAUCUCGGAUCCGGCGGCUUUGGAUGCGUCUCUAAGCUUAUUGAUUCCACCUCGGGCGAUGUCUUCGCAGGAAAAAGGUUUAUCAAUUUGGGAAACUCAGAGAAUAGGAGGUGUGCACAUUCAGAGAUCAAGACGCUCCAGCAACUUUCACAUCCAAACAUUGUUAAAUUCAUAGAUCAAUGCUACCCAUCUAAUGGGAUCCUAUACUUGGUCAUGGAAUACCUUCCUGGUGGCAGCUUGAAAAGUUGCGGCCGGCUGAGCCGAUCAACCGUUAUUGAGUCAUUGCGCCAAUGUCUUGCGGGUCUUGUAUAUCUACAUGGACUCAACAUCAUGCACCGGGAUAUUAAACCGGAUAACAUCGGUGUUGUGUCUCUUUGCCCUUUGCAAGUGAAAUUGAUCGACUUUGGGUUAGCGAGUGCAGAACCAAUCUCCAGAACCCAGUGCGGGACAGUAUUCUACUUCGCGCCAGAGUUAUUUUUAGGAUCUCCCUAUACCCCUGCAGUUGACAUUUGGGCACUUGGAAUAACAGCAUUGGAGCUGCUGAGUGGACUUCCAAAGGAAGCGGGGCGGAAACUACUAGAGGACUCGACGUCAGGACUUAACAUUUAUGCAUAUCUAAAUGCGAUUUUGGAAACCUUGAACGACUUACCAGAGCCAUCUAUCAGAGCUUUCGUGUUGGGUAUGAUUGAAAGCAAAUGCCUGGUCCGCUGGACAGCGGAACGAUGCUUGGAAGAGAUCAGAUCUAUUGAGCACUCUGACAUGGGUAAUGCUGAUGAACUUAUGGCGGCCAUCCACGACUGGCAAACCCCUAGCGACAAUCCUGUGCCGGCUCCGAACCCAAUGGACCAUAACAUGGCGGAUUUUAAUUUCCUGGAUUUCAACCCUACGGUUCGCGCGAAUGCGGCAAAUCCCAGUAGGCCGUGCCAAAACAACAUGCUUCCUACUAAGAAUGUGGAGGACGUUGAUCCCGCAAUUCAACAGCGUGCGCCGGACGCAAACCCGAAUCCUCCUAAUAUGCCGCCUAUAGUCCAGCAUCUCACAGCAGCUCACAAACUCCCCGCACUUCCUGAGCUUCAAGAUCAAGUGCGGAAAACCUCGCACAAACCCUCGAGCGUUAGAUCCUCGUCAUUUGUUAUCCGGAACAACAGUCUCCAUGCUGCGACUAACAAUAUCACUCCGGCGGUUGAGAACCCGCAAUCCGGCGAUCCCCAGACCAACUCAGUCUCAAAUUCCGAUCAGUCUUCCAAUUCCAACUCAGAGCCCGAUUCCGAUCGAGACUCAAAUCAGGACCCCGAACCCAUUGCCCAAAAAAUUGAUUAA
Molecule: messenger RNA, 1872 nt
Organism: Uncinocarpus reesii 1704
Lineage: Eukaryota; Fungi; Ascomycota; Eurotiomycetes; Onygenales; Onygenaceae
Exons: 2
Coding region: 1-1872 (623 amino acids)
Biological process (GO): protein phosphorylation
Cellular component (GO): cytoplasm
Molecular function (GO): ATP binding; protein binding; protein serine/threonine kinase activity
Source: RefSeq, a predicted model, not a curated record